GUCAGUGCGCAAAGCAGUUUGAACAAAAAAGCGGAGUGACCUUCCUCCGCUCUCAGUCUGAGAGGGGCAGCGCCGAAGCAAGAAGCCGGUUACAGCUCCUGUAGUCGUCCGCUGUAGCUUCAGAAAUGAACAAUAACUUAGUUGGAGAUGAAGUCGGGAAACUUUUUGUGGGUGGAUUGGAUUGGAGUACAACACAAGAAACACUGAGAAGCUACUUUUCACAAUAUGGAGAAGUAGUCGAUUGUGUCAUCAUGAAGGACAAAACUACAAAUCAGUCACGAGGUUUUGGCUUUGUCAAAUUUAAAGACCCCAACUGUGUACGGACAGUGCUGGAAACAAAGCCACAUAAUCUUGACGGGAGAAAUAUUGACCCGAAGCCAUGCACUCCCAGAGGAAUGCAACCUGAAAAGUCCCGAACCAAGGAGGGCUGGAAGGGCAGCAAAGCCGAUAGCAAUAAAUCAAAGAAGAUAUUUGUAGGUGGAAUCCCCCAUAACUGUGGCGAGCCUGAACUCAGGGACUAUUUCAAUAGAUUUGGAGUGGUCACAGAGGUGGUAAUGAUCUAUGAUGCGGAGAAGCAGAGGCCCCGAGGUUUUGGAUUUAUUACUUUCGAGGCCGAACAAUCAGUGGACCAGGCUGUCAACAUGCAUUUUCACGACAUCAUGGGCAAAAAAGUGGAAGUUAAAAAGGCUGAACCUCGCGACAGCAAAGCACCUGGUCAGCUUGGCCCUGGCCAGUGGGUGCCCAGGGGCAUUUUGAGUGCACCUAAUGGUUGGACAGCACAGCCUGCCCUAGGCUGGCAACCACCUUAUGGGCCACAGGGAGUGUGGGUGACGACUACUGGCCAACCCAUAGCGGGGUACGGUCCUCCGUUAUCAGCAGGUCGUGGAACCCCCGCACAACCUCCGUCUCCAUUUAGUGCAUUCCUGGUCACGACUCCAGCGGGCAGUUUUGCUGCACCUCAGGCCUUCCCUCAGCAGGGCUACAGCACAGCACCUCAUUUUGGAUACAGUUUCAGCACACCCCAACCAGACCAGUAUGCUGCGCAGGGAGUACCACCUCCACCUACAACUCCAGGAACUGCAGCGCUGGGCUUUGCCCCCGCCACCACACCAACUCAGGACUUAAGCAAAGCUCCCACUGGGCAGCCUGACUUUCCUUACAGUCAGUAUGGCUUGGGUAACUACCCUCAGGACCCUUCUGCCUACGGACCAACACGUCCUUCUCACAGUUAUGGUCAGGAAGAACAGGGAGGAUAUAGUGCAGGGUACAGUCAGGACCUGAGCGCGUUCAGCCACAGCUUUGCAGACCCUGGACAGCCAGCGGCCUCAUAUGGAGCUCCCACAGCACAACCUGCCGCCGCCCCUCAACCUGCCACCAGCGCAUUCGGCAGAGGGCAGAACCAUAACGUACAGGGCUUCCACCCGUACCGACGCUGACAGGCAGCUCUGGGCAGCAUUGUGGUGUAAAUUUCAGUAAACAAAAACAAACAAAAAAAAAAGUCAGGGAAAUGUGUGUUCUUGCUAAAAAGCAAACCUGGAUUUCUGGAUUGUUCUGUGGAACUGUUGAAUGCACACACUUUGUGAAAUAGAAACCUUUGUGAAGGCAGGGAUUCUAGUAAAUUAUAAAGGGAUGUAAAAGAUUUUUUUUAAUAAUUUAUGAAGCAAAAAGCAGAAAGAAGCUUUUAUUACUCCCCACCCCAUGUUUUAUAGUAGAACUUAACUACUUUGCAAUAACUUUGAUUGUCUAGACAAACACUAGCACAGAGACUACGUAGAGACUUGCAUAUAAAUAUGUAUAUUUAUGACACACAAAUGAAAACAGGGUCUCAAGUUUUCUCAGCUUUAAAUUCUAGGGUAUAGUAUUUUUAUUUUUCAUUUAGUAAGUUUUACUUUAUGAGCAUUUAAGGUUUGUUUAAAUUUGAGAUUAUAAAUAUAUAUUAUACACAAACUGCAAUUUUUUUAAGAAGAAAAUUUUGUACUAUAAAUGUACACUUUGCUUGUUUUUUUAUUUAAAGAUGUAGACUUCCCUCAGGUGGCUGUUUGGGUGCAUUUUGCACUUAUGCAAAAAGAAAAAAGGACAAAUUAUUACAAAAAUAAAUGUUUUAAUGAUA
Messenger RNA from Thalassophryne amazonica, 2110 nucleotides. RefSeq names its product DAZ associated protein 1 (gene dazap1). The transcript is spliced from 13 exons. The record is from RefSeq and is a predicted model, not a curated record. Gene Ontology annotation, cellular component: cytoplasm. Gene Ontology annotation, molecular function: RNA binding. Lineage: Eukaryota; Metazoa; Chordata; Actinopteri; Batrachoidiformes; Batrachoididae. Bases 126 to 1436 code for a protein of 436 amino acids.